AUGGAUUCAAGGAAUCCAUAUAGCCAGUCCGCUAGCUAUCUAGGCCUUCUUCACAGUCAACAACCAAGUGUUGUCCAUGAAAACUUUCAUUUCGAAAGUUUUCAUUCUAGUACUGUUAACCUUGGAGCAUCUGAACUCCCUCCUUUCAGUUCACAACAAACUGACCUUCCAACUCAACCUGAAGUCACACCUGUAGAGCGUAGGGAGAGAAAGAAAUGGACCCCGGCUGAUGACGAGGUUUUAAUCAGUGCGUGGCUAAACACAUCUAAGGAUGCUAUUGUUGCAAAUGAUCAAAAUGCACGGACCUUUUGGAAAAGAGUUGGAGAAUAUUAUGCAUCAACUCGUCAUGCUACAGAGGGUGAGAAGAGGGAGCAUAUCCAUUGUAAGCAAAAGUGGCACAAAAUAAAUGAGCUCACCAACAAGUUAUGUGCCGCAUUUGCUUCUGCAGAAAGACAACAAGCCAGUGGCCAGAAUGACACUGAUGUUCUGAAGCUUGCUCACCAGAUCUUCUACGCUGAUCAUAACACCAAGUUUACUCUUGAACAUGCAUGGUGUGUGUUGAGGUUUGAGCAGAAAUGA
This is a messenger RNA of Brassica napus (rape), 579 nucleotides long. Its product is annotated as glutathione S-transferase T3-like. The coding region runs from base 1 to 579 and encodes 192 amino acids. The record is from RefSeq and is a predicted model, not a curated record. The transcript has a single exon. NCBI's taxonomy places the organism in Eukaryota, Viridiplantae, Streptophyta, Magnoliopsida, Brassicales, Brassicaceae.